AUGACUCCGCAGGCUUCCAACAACGGCCAUGGCCGAGGGCAUGCUGAUCUCGAGGCGGAGAUCCUAGCCGCCCUAUGGGAAGAAGUUCCUUUCCCUCGCCUCCCGUACGACGCGCCGCCCGAGCUGAAAGAACUGGUCGUCGAAAUCGAGAAUCCCAGACGAGUAUACUCAAUACACCGUGCGACGCGCCGACACAAUCUGCAACUGCUUGUCGAGAAGUUCAUAUCACAAUUACGCUAUGGCUGCGGCUACGACGAUUGCCCAACAUCAUCAUGCUUCAGCUGCAGGAGGCGCCUGGCUGGCAAGGCUCCCAUACGACGAUACAGUCCCGUGAGUGCGCGCACGUUGGCUAUCCACAUGGCAAGCCAGGACAAUCCAGAACAGUACCUGUGCCCCAAUCUCGACACGAAAAGGAAUCCUAGCGACGCCAUCAAGCCUUUGAUCUUUGGACCAAAACCUCGCAUCACGAAAAGCCAUCCUGGCGAAAGUCGGAAAGUGAAGAGGUCAAAUGCCAGUCCGCGUAAUGUCUCGGCAGAGGAAAGGGAGAACAUCCGCCGUCACUUGCCGCCCACUCAAGAGAAUCCAGCGUCAAAGCCGAGCCUGGUGGCAUCGAAGCGCAACCCAACCCAAAAGAAAACUCAUAAUCAUGGUCAGGAAUCCGAGUUCGACCUGUCGCCGCCUUCGAAUGAGGUCCAGGGGGUUUCCAUAAACGAACGGCCUGUUCGCAAGGACUACCGUUCAUUUGCAGCAAAUGUCUUCGGAUCGGUCGCAUACAAAAUGUUGGAAUGGAUGACACCCAGCAAUAUCGACGCCAUAUCUGACAAGGCUGCCGCGAUCCUGGAGCAAAGAGCCCACCCCGGCGGCAACAAUGAACGUUCAACACCAAAUGACUCUGACGAUGAACUGUUCGUGCCCUCAAAUAACUCAUCAGCUGAGCUGGAGGACUCGGACUUGUCACCAAGGCAGAAUAUGGAUCGUGACCAAGACCCAUGGAUCCUCGAACCGAUUUCUUUAACCGAUCCGCGACGAGACACUUCAUCAUUGAACGGCAAUAGCAAUGCUAAUGGCAGCACGCGCCCGCCUCAAUCAAGGACGAAUUCAGGUAAUCGGGCUCGGACCCCAUCGAAGCCCAAGUCACUAUCAAUGGACCAUGCCGCAGGAGUUCGAGUAGAUGGCAACAUACACGAGCCUAUUUCUCCCAUAUCCAUAAGCGGUUUCAGUAAAGUCCCAUUAGACCAAGAAAAUCCGGGCGGAACAGCUGAAGCGGAGCUCCCGCAGUCAUUGUCACGCCUCAACACGGAUUUAAUCGAUUUCCUCUGUGACGUUCUGCAACAGGAUGGGACAUUGGAAAGUCACCUGCUUGAACCGCCGACCAUUUCUAGACCCUUCAAGGGUUCCAAGUCUUCGAAUCCUCUAAGAAGGCAGAAAACUAUGCAAAAGACAAGUCCCCAGCACCUAAAAUUUGAGUGGAAAUUGUUUGUUGAACAAAGCAUUUUCAAUGUUCUCAGCGAUCCUUGUGCCAUUCUUGCGUCAUUUGCGACACAGGACGGUCUAAUCGACUCGCAAACGCUGUGGUAUCGCAUGUUACGAAUGACCAGAGCUGCGCCAAGCUUGGUAUUCGACAGUCUGUGGCAAGCAUCGGCAAGCCUGUUUGCUCCACCGAAGGCUCUGCGGUCACCGCGAUCACUUAACGCUACCCUUGUCCCUAAGCAUCACAGGAUUUCUCUGUCAAAUGAGGAAGCUGGGUUCUUGUUGUCGGUUUGUUUUCACGCUCUUGUAGCCGCAGCUCCUCUUGUGGACAAUGCAACAGAACUUUUUGAUAUGUCACGGAAUCGAUCGCGUGGCUCCAGCACUGGGCAGAACAUUCCAUUAUUUCUCGAGUAUGAGGAUGCAUUUACCGACGAGUUGGCCGUUCGAUUAGCCAGGAGGCUUCUCGCGGCCAUUUCAACGCGCAUAUACUUCGAUGAUCUCGCAGAGCAAGACAGAGACCCCGAAGAGGGUUCAGAGCACACAGCUGUUCUCGAUAUUUUCCUUUCACACCUAGAACCUGGCAGAGACAUUUCCUCGGCCUUGCCAGAUUUCCCAUUUACUGAACGCGAGAUACACGAGAAACGCGUCCCAAUCCUACUUCUCGACUGGGCACGUACUGUUAUGCUUUGUGAAUGGCAGGGAAAUCCGGAGGUCCCGGGUGACGGCCCAUUUGGUGGCGCUCUCUCACUGAUUGCUGCCAUGCACCAAAAACGCAAGUCCCUGCUCCUGGGAGAUGCCGUCUUCCGCACCGAGUAUUUCGGGGACAGACUAGAUUCCAUUGAAACGCCGGUUACUUGGCUGGCGUGCAAUACUUCAAGGCAAAAAGCCCAUCUCCUUGAUCAUCCAUACAUGUUCUCUUCUCCUUCACUAGUGACCUACUUUCGCGCAAUCAACUUUUCACGAAUGAGUCGGGCCUACGAGGAGUCUAGCUCACUGCAGACCAGGAUAAGUGCAAUAGUUGCGCCAGAUAGUCUCGUGACUGAUCGACACCAGAAAGAUGUGCUUCAGGAUUUGCUCAAGGUCGCCUCUUCGAAGUUCCUAAUUCUUGAUAUUGGCAGAAAGACAGUUAUCCGGGACGCGUUCGAUCAGUUAUGGAGGAGGCAAGAGCGCGAACUUCUGCGGCCCUUGAAAAUCCACCUCGGUGAGGAUAGCGGAGAAGAAGGGUUUGAUUCUGGAGGUGUCCAACAGGAAUUCUUCAGGCUUGCCAUUGCGGAAGCCUUAAAUCCAGAUUAUGGUGCCUUUACAGUUGACGACAGGACACGGAUGACGUGGUUCCAGCCCGGAUCAUUACAGCCAGAAUGGAAAUUUGAGCUCGUGGGAUUGCUCAUAUCCUUAGCCGUUUUCAACGGCUUGACACUUCCCAUCACAUUUCCGAAAGCACUAUACAUGAAGCUUCUUAACGAAUCCGUCACGGAGCUUCACCAUAUUGCAGAUGGCUGGCCGGAUCUUGCCAAUGGGCUCACAACAUUACUCGAAUGGGACGAAGCCGAUGGUUCAGUGGAAGACAUAUUCGCACGCACUUACGAGUUCUCAAUCGAUAUGUUCGGCCAACCUAUAUCGCGCCAAAUGGAGCCAACCAAUAAUAUCUCCUGGCCUCAAUUCCCUCAGUACCCAUCCGCUGAAACGCUUGCUUCAGGAAACCCUGAAGAUGCACCACUCGUUACCGGCGACAACCGUGAAGCCUACGUGAGCGACUAUAUCCGCUACCUCACGGACAUUAGUGUCGCGCCUCAAUACAAAGCAUUCGCACGCGGGUUCCGCACUUGUCUCAGCACUAAAUCGUUACGACUACUCACGCCGCCACUCCUACAAUCCAUGGUUGAGGGUACCCAGGAAAUUGACAUUGCCGAGCUUCGUCGUGCAGCACGUUAUGUAGGCUGGGAUGCCUCACACCGUACUGUGCGCGACUUCUGGAGCAUCGUCAAGCGCUACGACGACCAUAUGAAGCGCAAGCUGCUUGAAUUCGUCACGGCGAGCGAUCGUGUGCCUGUCGGUGGGAUGCGAAAUGUCCAAUUCGUUGUUCAGCGCAAUGGCGCCGAGGAGGGCGACGCGGGGCAUUUACCAACCGCCUACACGUGUUAUGGUACCCUGCUGUUACCAGAAUACAGAGAUAGGGAAGUGCUGAAGGAGAGGCUAGGGAUGGCAUUGGAAAAUGCGCAGGGCUUUGGCUUUGCCUAA
Molecule: messenger RNA, 3708 nt
Organism: Truncatella angustata
Lineage: Eukaryota; Fungi; Ascomycota; Sordariomycetes; Amphisphaeriales; Sporocadaceae
Exons: 3
Coding region: 1-3708 (1235 amino acids)
Molecular function (GO): ubiquitin-protein transferase activity
Source: RefSeq, a predicted model, not a curated record